AUGAACAAAUCAAUUUUAUUAUUAGUUUUAGUAAUUGUAUCAAUUAUUGGUUCAAUUGACUCAAAGAAAGUAUUCAAUGUUCGUACUGAUUUAAAAAAUCAAUUAAAAUUUAGACAUUUUGAUGAUAGUUUAGAUUAUGAUGCAAUCAAUUAUCAAUGGUUCACUCAAAGUGUUGAUCAUUUUAAUCCAGCAAACCCAACAACUUUCCAACAAAGAUAUUUAAUUAAUGACCAAUAUUGGGAUGGUACAGGUCCAGUUUUUAUCAUGAUUAAUGGUGAAGGUCCAAUGGAUAUUAAUACUGUAACCCAACUUCAAUUUGUUGUUUGGGCUAAACAAGUUAGUGCACUUGUUGUUUCUCUUGAACAUCGUUAUUAUGGUGCUAGUUUUGUAACUGAAGACCUUUCACUUGAAAAUUUACAAUGGUUAAAUUCAGCACAAGCAUUAGCAGAUAAUGCAGUUUUUAGAAAUUUUGUAGCACAACAAUAUAAUGUACCAAAAGAAUCAAAAUGGAUUUCAUUUGGUGGUAGUUAUUCAGGAGCAUUAACUUCAUGGUUUAGAAUUAAAUAUCCACAUUUAGUUGAUGCCACCAUUGCAUCAAGUGCACCAGUUAACCCAGAAGUUAACUUUUAUCAAUAUUUGGAGACAGUUCAAACUGCAUUAUUAGCAUCAAAGUCAAAUGGUAAUUUAUGUGUUGAAAACAUUAACAUUGCAACUCAAAAGAUUCAAGCACUCCUCAGUCAAGAUAACUAUGGUGGUGUUGAUCAAAUGUUUAACCUUUGUACACCACUUGGUAAUCAAAAUGAUGUUGCCACUUUUAUGCAAUCACUUGCAGGUAAUUUCAUGGGUGUAGUUCAAUAUAACGAUGAAGAACCAGGUCAAAUCGAUAUCGAUUACCUUUGCAAUAUCAUGACUAAUCAAUCAUCAGAUCCAUUGACAAACUAUAUCCAAAUUUGGGAUCAAUAUGCUGAUGGUGAAUGUGUUGAUGUUUCAUAUGCUUCAAUGAUCGCUCAAAAUCAAAAUGUUACCAAUGAUGAAAAUGCCAUUGGUGGUAGAAUGUGGUUCUAUCAAACUUGUGUUGAAUUUGGUUAUUAUCAAUCAAGUGAUGCUCCAUCUGCAAAUCAACCAUUUGGUAAUUUAUUCCCAUUCCAACCAUAUCAAAUUCAACAAUGUGCCGAUAGUUUUGGUAUUCCAAAUAUGUAUCCAAACGUUAAUUGGACAAUCACUGAAUAUGGUGGUAUUAAUCCAGAACCAUCCUCUGUUGAUAAUACCUUAUAUGUAAAUGGUUCAAAUGAUGAAUGGCACAAUCUUGCAAUCUUACCAGGUAAUGCAAAUGCUAAAAAUACUUUAUACAUUAUUGGUACAAGUCAUUGUGCUGAUAUGAUGAUUCCAACUUCAGUAUCACCUCCAACUCUUGCUCAAGCACAACAAAUUAUUUUUGAAUUCAUCCAAGCUAAUAUUUAA
This is a messenger RNA of Dictyostelium discoideum AX4, 1461 nucleotides long. RefSeq lists its product as hypothetical. Gene Ontology annotation, biological process: proteolysis. NCBI's taxonomy places the organism in Eukaryota, Evosea, Eumycetozoa, Dictyosteliales, Dictyosteliaceae. The coding region runs from base 1 to 1461 and encodes 486 amino acids. Gene Ontology annotation, molecular function: serine-type exopeptidase activity. The record is from RefSeq and is a predicted model, not a curated record. The transcript is spliced from 3 exons.